AUGGGGUCUGACAGAGGCCCGCGACCCCCGAAAGGGCAGAGCGUGAAAUCAGGAAGGGGCGCACGGAGCGCCCGGCCGCAGCGGCUUCCCCGGCGUACCAGGGGAGACAUUGACGACCAUCCAAUUGCCCCCACUAAGCCCCUCAGCGCCAGUCCGCACGCAGUGAUCCAACCGGGCCGCCCUUGCGGGCGGGGGCUGGCUGCGGCAUGUGGCCCUCGGGUGGAGGGUCCGGACCCCGUGGACAACGCCGGCGAACGGCGGAUCCCACGGGGCGGCUCCCUCCAGGAAUCUAAGUUUCAGGUGUGGCCAGCGGCCAUCCAUCCACAGACUCCAGCGGUGCCGGGGACCAAGCGGCCCCCGGGCUUCGGGCGCCGCAGCGGCGCCCAACGUCAACUAGAUAUAAGUCCUGACAGGCACUCGCCUCGAACGUCACGGGCGCGCCCCGAGGGACACUCCGAACAUUGUACGGCGAGCGGCGGCCGGAAAAUAUACCGGCAGACGCAGAGCGCAGCUGCAGCAGACGUCCUUCUCUGGGUGUGGUGCCGGGCCCUUAGGGCGUCACACACACCAAACCCAGAAAGAGAGACUGUCGAGCAGGGAAGAUGUAGAGACGAGGAGUACUCGCCUCUACACAUACUCUCCGGCCGCACUUUGACCCAUUGA
Penicillium cinerascens is the source of this 663-nucleotide messenger RNA. RefSeq lists its product as uncharacterized. The record is from RefSeq and is a predicted model, not a curated record. Lineage: Eukaryota; Fungi; Ascomycota; Eurotiomycetes; Eurotiales; Aspergillaceae. Bases 1 to 663 code for a protein of 220 amino acids. The transcript has a single exon.